UUAUUGUUAAAGAGAAUCUUUCUGGAGAUCCUUCGCUGGGCUUUUCAUUAAAGGGGCAAGCAGGAUGGAUGCUCUUAGGAACCAGAGAGGCGCUGCCAUUUUCCCAGGGAAAGGAGGGUGCCGUUUUAAUUUAUAUCCUGGUCUGGCAACUUGUUAGCAGCGUGUAUGUCUUCCUGAUUCAAGGAGCCUUUGUUUUUUUGUACCUGAUAGAAGAAAGGACAGAAUUAGUGGAGAAUGAUGCUGGGAAGAAGAGAUGGACUUUUAAUGAAAACUGGAAGAAAGGUUAAAGCUGUAUACAUCUGUAUUGCACCAUGCAAUCCUAAUCUGCUUUUAUGACUGUUGUUUUCAGUGUACCCUUCUGGUUUUUUUGCUUCCACUUUGUGUUUUGCUUGGCAGCUUACAAAGUCCUGUAGGCACCAACACCCUCUUGAGAAUCGUACAAGCGCAGCUACUUUAUUCUUUGCUCCAUGUGGCUUAAACAGAGUGAGGGUUUUCGUUGAGCCUAAAGGAAAAUCACAGAGAAAAAGGAAAGCGACCAGAUUGUUUUCAAAGUUGUACAUUUGGAUGGUAUUGGAGAAAAUGAAAAAGGAGACUGCCUCAAAGUCAUUCCGGUUUAAAGCUAAUUCGGGAUCUCUUUCACGUGCUGUGAGCUGGAUAAACUUCUCUACUCUGUCCAAGCAGACAAAAAGGUUAUUUCGUAGUGAUGGCGAACUUACAUCUAUAUGCGGACAGCAAAUGGACGAAGAUGAAAGCUGGAUCUACAGACCGCAGCACAGAAAUGCUGUCUCCAAUCUAGACGAAGAGAGUAGAUGGACAGUCCAUUAUACUGCACCCUGGCAUCAACAGGAAAAUGUGUUUCUACCUUCUUCAAGGCCAGCCUGUGUGGAGGAUCUGCAUCGCCAAGCCAAGCUGAAUCUGAAGUCGGUCCUGAGAGAAUGUGACAAGCUCAGGAGAGAUGGCUACAGAAGUUCUCAGUAUUAUUCUCAGGGUCCAACCUUCUCGUCUUCUUCUAGUGCAAUCUGUGGAAGUUACCAAGAUGAUUACGAAGAAAUUGAACCAAAGUCUAGUCUGUUAGACUGCCUCCCUCAGUCUUGCCUUAAUGCCUGCUGUUGUUUGAUUCCAUGGAAAAUCAAGUGUUCAACCCCUUCUCCUGAAGAGGAAAAGCUUCUUAGCAUCAAGAGACCCAAAACACCAGUUUCAAAUGAAUUCUCUGAUAUCAACACUCAAACAAAUUGGACGAAAUCACUUCCAUUGCCAACACCAGAGGAGAAAAUGCGGCAGCAAGCUCAAGCGGUCCAAACUGAUGUUAUACCUAUUAACGUAACAGGGGAGAACUUUGACCGCCAAGCCAGCAUACGGAGGUCUCUAAUUUACACAGACACUGUGGUAAGGCGGCCGAAGAAAGUGAAAAGGAGAAAGACUAUUACAGGAAUUCCUGACAACAUCCAAAGAGAGCUAGUCGGAAUUGUUAAAAGUGACUUCCGUGGCCAUUCAUUGUAUGUCCCUGAACACUAUUCUACACUAGGAAGACUUGAGAGCUAUCGCUCUUCUUCUAUGCAGAACUGUGACACCAAGGAAUCCAGCUGUCAGACAGAGGAAGUCAAAGUGGUGCCACCUUCGGUGAGGCGGAUACGUGCACAGAAAGGGCAAGGGAUUGCAGCCCAGAUGUCUCAGUUGUCAAAUUCUUCUGGAAACAUGUCUGUGAUGAGUGACUCUGCUGGAGUAGUCUUUACUUCUCGAUUGAAUAAUGACUUGGGUUUCCACAGUCUACCUCGAUCUGGGGCAAGAGUGUCCCUGCAGUUACUGGAACGUAGACAUAGCCUUUCUAAGUCAAGAGAAGAUGGAACUUUGUCACACCAGAUAAACAGACUGCAAGUGGCAGAUAGUACAGAAUACAUGAGGAAUGACAGUGAGGUAGAUUUGCUUCAGGGGUCAAAGUCUCAAGAGGCAAGGUGCUCUGAGGGUGAAAAUCCAGCAUGCCUGGUCUCUCCACAUGCUACAUAUUCAACUAGUGUCAUUCCAAAUGCCACCCUAUCAUCCUCUUCAGAAGUGAUUGCUAUUCACACUUCACAUGGUGCUGGACCGAUGGAUGGUAAAAUCAACAGCUCCUCUUCAUAUUCCAAGCCUAGGGACAAUCUGGUUGCCAACAGAAUGGUGAAAACAAAAGAUCCACACCAUUCUUCCAGUGGUACUUGGAAUGAAACCAAUUCAACACAUAACUCACAACCCUCAGAUCUUACUGUUUCAUCACAUUCUGUGAAGGUGCUUGCUCUUGGAGAUUCAGGAGUAUCUCUUAGUGAUGCAGGAACUUUGGGAAAUGGUCCCCAAAGUAUAGCCUAUGGCUGUAGGAACAGUAUGCAUUUUCCAAGCCUCUCUCAAGACAGUGAUAGCAAAAGUGAAUCAAGUUACUUGGUGGAUAAAACAAAAGGCAAAAGUCAGAACAACAUAGAAUACAAUGGCUUCAAGCACUCUGGAAAUGGGGAGAAUUUUAUACACAAGCCAGACUGUGCCACUCCAGGCUGUUCCACACCUGUGAGCAACUUGAGUACCAGCAGCCUUGAAAGAGUCUCAGCCAAAGAAGACUCAGGCUCCUUAUAUUCUGUGGACCAUGAUGGUUAUUACACCUCCAUGCAUGUUGACUCGGGGCUCAAAUCAGGUAAAGCCUGCAAUGAUAACAAUGGCUUUGGAAAUGCUAGACAUAGUGUCAUUAAUGUGCUUGACAGGAACGAAAAGAAAUUUCUGGGAGAUAUGUCAAACUGUACUGACAAGUCCCUCUCACGGAGUAUAUCCUUAAAAAAGGCUAAGAAACCGCCUCUGCCACCAUCCAGAACAGACUCUCUGAGAAGGAUGCCCAAAAAGAAAUCUCAGUCUAAUGGACAGGUACUGGAUGAUACGUUGAUUGCUAGUCUCCAACACUCUUUGCAGCUGAACCUGCGGUGCAAAAAUGCCAGCUCUCCAUCUCAAAGUCCCUCCAGUGAUUAUGAUGACCCUUGGGUACUACGUUCCCGAAGCCAGAGCUCAGUGAGUGCCAGUAGCAGCAUGAUGUCUGCAACAGGUCUGAACAUGUACUCUAUCUGUGCUGUCACCCCCUCUCAGAGUGAAACGAGCAGUAUCAAAUCAGAGUAUGCUGACCAGUGGGGUUACUACAGUGAUUGUCCUGGGAUGCCUGAGGAUCAGCUAAAAUCCCCAGUGGGUCAUUCUGCUAAUACUACUCCCAAGCUGAAUUAUUACAAUGCCGGACGCUUUAACAAUGGAUCAAGGGCUUCUGCACCAAAUGUGCCCUCUGGGUUAUCUAAACCAAAGAUCACUUCUCCAGAAAAAUCACAUAGAGUGACUUCACCAUCAAGUGGUUAUUCUAGCCAAUCCAACACACCCACUGCACUUACACCAGUGCCUGUCAUUCUGAAAUCUGGGUCAACGGGAAAUGGGAAGCCCAAGAUGAAGCCUAAAGUGCCUGAAAGGAAAUCAUCCCUCUUGUCUUCAGUUUCAGUAUCUUCCUCCUCCACCUCACUUUCUUCCAAUACAUCUGCUGAAGGUUGUGUGAACGCGAAGAAAACUGAUCCUGACCUGAACUUCCCUCUUGUUACACCUUCUUCUCUAAUGUCUCCUUUCUCUGCUGAUAAUCUUCCUCCCCCACCACUUCCAUCAAUGGAUGGAAUGGAUCUACCUACUCCACCUGGAUCUCCCAGUUUCCCACCACCUCCACCAGAAGCCAUUAUAAAUGCAACAUUUCCUCAGAAUGUUACAUUGUUUAAUUGUCAAGAUACCUCAAUGGGCCAUUUCUUUCCCCCAUCACCCCCUCCUUUUUCAUCUCCUUUCCCAUCUUCAUUUGCUCCAUCAUCACUCCACUUGGACCCAAAACUCACAAAAGAGGAAUAUAAACACACACCCUGUACUUUCAAAAAAUAUAAUCAGGAAGGUUCUUGUUACAGUACAAUAAAGCAACCGUUGAAUAAGGACGACAUCACUAGAUCCACAGUACCUCUAGUAACUACCCAAGCACUGCAAAUGGUGCAGUUGAGAUCUGUGAAGAAAGCUGCGAUGUCAGAGGAUGAGCAGUCAGUUGAAGCUGUAUCCAGAACCAAGUCUCAGGAAAUAUUGACUGAAGUUCAAUCACCUUUAAAACCAUGUGUGUCAAUUGGAUACAGUGACAGUCUAGAUGUGAGUGAAGUGAAUCCCCAUGGAGUUUUUGACAAAAACUUUGUUUACAACCCUAGCCAGAUAUCUUACCCAGGGCUCAUUGGUAGCUAUCCUGAACAUAUUGGUGGGGAAAUGCCUGAAAAUGCAGCCAACCCAGCUAAUUUUUUUGCCAGCAACCUACUGCCAGCCAGCACUGAAGAAGGACCAGUGCAGAACCAAGGUUCCCACUGUGAUCUUCCAAGUCCGUCACUUCAGGGACAGUCAGGAUCGUUCAACAAGCCUCCGGGUGUGUCGCCAAACAAGAAGCCACCACCUGUUUCAAAGAAACCCAAACUGUUCCUGAUAGUGCCACCCCCACAGUCUGAUGUUAUAGCAGAAAAAAUAGCUGAAGUGGGUGAAACAGGCAGAAGCGUUCUGAGGGAUGCUGCCUUUGCACAGUCUAGUGAGGCUAGGGAUUAUCCUACAGAUGGACUUUGUUCCUACGAAAUGGACUCAGGCCACCUUGUUCCAGAAGGAGGAGCUGUGGGUCCCCCCUCCUCUGAGACACUGGAAACCAAUGGCUUGACACGGAAGUCCAGGCAGGAGGAGCAGCCUUGCGAAGGAAUCCGUUCUGACAGAAAUGGAGACGGUGUCUCUAGAACAGACAGGCAGCUAUCUAAAGAAGAGGAAAGUGCUGAUGUGUUUGAAUCCAAUGGGGCAAAUAGCUUUUUACCGCAAAGCCCAAGCUAUGAGGAAGACAGUGUGGUGGAGGCAAUGCCACCCAGACCAAGGACCACGGAAGAUCUUUUUGCAGCCAUUCACAGAUCCAAAAGGAAAGUCCUUGGCCGCAAAGACUCUGAGGAUGACCGUGCCCGAAACCACUCUCCAUCACCCCCAGUUACACCAACAGGUGCCUCCCCGAACUUGGCGUCCCUUAAGCAGGCGGGAUCAAUUCAGAGGAAUAUUCGCAAGAGCAGCACCAGCAAUGACAACUUCAAAGCCCUGCUUCUUAAGAAAGGCAGUCGCUCAGACACCAGCUCUCGCAUGUCUGCGGCAGAGAUGCUAAAGAAUACAGACCCAAGGUUUCAGAGAGCCAAGGCGGACUCUCCUUGGGACCCCAAUGACAGCGCCGCAGGUUGCUCUCCGACCAAGAACAAAUGGGCACAGGAAGAAUGGGCCAAGAGUGAAGGCCUCAUGCCAAGGAGCCUGUCCUUCUCCAGCGCUAGAUAUAGCCGAUCUCGGACCCCACCCUCAGCUGCAAGUAGCAAAUACAAUGUUCGAAACCGGAUCCAGAGCAGCCCUAUGACUGUUAUCUGUGAAGGCGAUGUCGAAGCCGUGGAACCUGCAGAGAGCAGGACUCAUAGGUCUUUAGAAGAGGAUCAAGUGGAGCAAGUAGAUGUGUUUGACAGUGAUGAAAUGGAUCUUAAUGAAGAUGUUGGUUCCGGUGAUGAUGCCGCAAUGCGCCUGGAGUUGUUAACUUAACUGAUGACACCAGAUCCUUUAAGGAUAGAAAUAUAUCCCUCCUAUGAAAAGGGUUGAGUGAGGAUUAAGAUACAAGGCACAGUGAUGUUGGUCACUUCCAGAAAGGUGUAUCAGUACAAUUUCUUUUGCUAAGCACAUAGUGUGUGCUUGGGCAUGGAUACAGCGAUGCUGAUAAUGAUACAUGGUGUAGUUAGAUGGGACUUUCUGGACUGAACGAAACUAGUAGCCAGACUCACGUAAGCCUUAAAAUCCUCUAGAGAAAACUAAAAUCAAAAAACAACUCGCCAGAUAAUGCUGGAUUCUGGGUUGCAUGUGAUUUUUUUCUUUUUCUUUUUUUGGAGGGUGUAAACAUUAAAAUAAGUCUGCAGCAAAGAUGGGAAGCUUCUGUGGUACCGGGUGGCAGUUGCUUUUUAAGUGUUAUAUUUAUGAGUAAUCUGUUUUGAGCAGGGACAGUCAGAAUGAAAAACGCAGCCUAUUAGAGUUAGUGUAGCUGGCAUUGUUCCACCUACUUCUUAUAGUGUGAGCUUCUCUGCUGGGCAUAACUAUGUCAUAGUAAUACAGCCACAGGGCAUCCAAGAGUCUGAAUUAAUAUUAAAAACAAUAACAGGAAAGAAGAACUGUUGUAACACAGAACUGACUGCUAUGCAGUCAUAUUAUGGCCCAUCUGUUGGGUUUUUCCAUGAGUCAUUUCUCCCCUAGAUCAAUUUACUUUUAAUAAAAAUUGAAAUGUCCUUUGGGCAACAUAUAUAGCUACAGGUUUGUAAUAAAAAGGUAAAUAAUCCAGGGUUGUGGUGAAACAAAAUGAGCAAAUCGCCAUUAGCUUCUUAAUUUGAAAGCAAAUUUAGCUUAAUAGUGGUAGAACUGUUUCCUUUCCAACUUAACUAUGUGGGAUUUGCAUUUCUGACAGCUUGUCUUCGUUAAAACUGGGGAAGAUUUUUUAAAAGAACAUAUCACUUGAAAUAUCAAACAUUUGCUAAUGUACGGUUACCAAAGAAUACAUUACAAUAACUUUUGCUGUUUGAUCUGGAGUCAGCAUUUUCUCAAUUUGGAAAUCUCAUCAUUUAGGAAACUGUUUAAUUUUAUUACUUGCAAUGAGUUAAAAAUUAACCUUUCCUUAUUUGUAAAGAAAGUGACUAAAAAAAUCAGCUGCAGUUUUGAACAGUUUAAGAAGCAGCUUUUAAUUUUUGAAAACGAGUUUUGCAUACAUUGAUAUUGUGUGUUUUUAUAAUGUUUGCACAUAAUAGAAGUUCUUAAGAUAACGUAUGUCCUCCUAAUGUUGGGAUUUUUACCUUUGUAGAUGUUAAGGGGGGAAUCAUCUAUGUAGAUAAUUUAUUUUAAUGAAAAACACUUGUCUUCUUUUCACUUCAUCUCUGUAUAUGUUAGUACUGUAUAUUUCAAGGGCCUUUACUCAAGAAGGGUGGUGACAAUGCUGUGACUCUGCUUCAAUAAACAAGGCUGCCAUUUGUCA
This is a messenger RNA of Anolis sagrei ordinatus, 7069 nucleotides long. It is a transcript of the gene NHSL1, whose product is annotated as NHS like 1. NCBI's taxonomy places the organism in Eukaryota, Metazoa, Chordata, Lepidosauria, Squamata, Anolidae. Gene Ontology annotation, biological process: cell differentiation. The record is from RefSeq and is a predicted model, not a curated record.